AUGAGCAUUCAUGUGAGCAAAGCUUGCAAAAUGGUCUAUAUUCCAUCAGACAGAUCCGGAAGUAUUUAUCGGAAGAUGCUACCAAAGUCCUGGUAAACGCCUUUGUGACAUCUCCGCCGUCAUCUCGACUACUGCAACUCCCUGUUCUAUGGCAUUCCAAAAUACCAACAUGAUCGCUUGCAGCGGAUUCUACACGCAGCUGCACACAUUGUCUGCCUGUUAUCCAGUCACAUCACACUAUAGUCCUUUUUUAAUCGGUUACCAGUGCCCUACCGGAUUCAAUUUAAAAACCUGCUACCUGUCUACCUGAAGAAAUUUCUAAGUUUUAAGGAGAGUGCUUCCUACCAUUUACUGAGAUCUAAUACCACGUAUGAAUUAAAUGUUCUAAAAACAAAGUGUAAGACCUUUGGCGACAGGGUCUUCGCUCGUGUUGGUCCCCCACUUUGGAACAUUCUUCGUUCAGGUAUAAGGAGUAUCCGGGGCUCGAAAGUCGACCCGUUGUAUUUCGUUUUACAUUUGCCCAAUGAGCCAAUUCUUGUACAGUGAUUGCGGUGUUGUACUUUCACUUUCUCUAAGUGUACUGUUUGUUAAUAUGUGUUAGUGUUUUUUUUUUUCAGUUGUUAUUAGUGCUUAUAUGCCAGAUAUAUGG
Molecule: messenger RNA, 649 nt
Organism: Porites evermanni
Lineage: Eukaryota; Metazoa; Cnidaria; Anthozoa; Scleractinia; Poritidae
Source: the annotation of a GenBank genome assembly